This is a messenger RNA of Prorocentrum cordatum, 876 nucleotides long. Lineage: Eukaryota; Dinophyceae; Prorocentrales; Prorocentraceae. The record is from the annotation of a GenBank genome assembly.
AUGCGCGUGUUGGACUUGUUUGUCGUGGCGUUCACCGAUGUGGGCAUCAUUUUGGAAGAGUUCGUCCCCGUGCCCGUCAAUGUCCAGGUUCUGCGGCUCCUGCGGUUGACCAAGGUGUUUCGUUUACUCAGGCUUCUGAAACGCGCAGAACAAAUGGAGGCCAUCAUGAUUAUGGCUGCGGCCCUUCGGAGGUGUGUGGACAGCGCUUCUUGGGCGAUCAUCAUACUUUUUGGAUGCCUGAGUGUCUUCGCGCUGCUCAUUACAAGCAUCGUCCGCGACAGAUACUUAAGUGAAGACUCUUCUUUGAAUCAUGACCAACAGGUUCAAGCAUUCAAAUAUUUUGGUUCCUAUGCUCGAAGCAUGCUGUCAAUGUUCGAACUCGCGCUUGCAAACUGGACGCCAAUAAGUCGCUUUCUGACGGAGAACGUCCACGAGUGGUGGAUGAUUUUCCUGGUUCUUUACAAGUUGACAAUCGGUUUCGCCAUGAUUGGCAUUUUGAACUCCGUGUUCAUGCAAGAAACGUUUCAGGCCACCGAGCUGGACAACGACAUCAUGGUGGCAAAGAAGAGGCGGGCAGACGCUGCCCACCGCAAGAAGAUGAUGGACCUGUUCGAUCUCGCGGACCGCGAUCACGACGGGACCAUCGGCCGCCAGGAGUUCGCCAAGAUGCUCCUCGAGCCAGCGAUCCGGACGUGGCUCAUGUCGAUGAAUUUGGACAUCAGCGACGCCAACCUACUCUUCGAUCUGAUCGACGACGGCUCGGAUCCCAACGGGAUGAUCGACAAGGAAGAGCUCAUCGCUGGCAUCGCGCGCUUGCGCGGCCCUGCGCGCUCCAUCGACGUGAAGGCGCUGCGGAAGCAGCUGGAGGCCGCGUGA